Messenger RNA from Perca flavescens (yellow perch), 9664 nucleotides. RefSeq names its product inositol 1,4,5-trisphosphate receptor, type 1b (gene itpr1b). Gene Ontology annotation, molecular function: inositol 1,4,5 trisphosphate binding; inositol 1,4,5-trisphosphate-gated calcium channel activity. Gene Ontology annotation, biological process: calcium ion transmembrane transport. Bases 214 to 8505 code for a protein of 2763 amino acids. NCBI's taxonomy places the organism in Eukaryota, Metazoa, Chordata, Actinopteri, Perciformes, Percidae. Gene Ontology annotation, cellular component: endoplasmic reticulum; membrane. The record is from RefSeq and is a predicted model, not a curated record. The transcript has 61 exons.
UAGAAGCGGAUUGUUGCCGAGGACGCAUUCUGCUGUCAGAGAUAACCGCCGCUCAGCCUGCUCUCACCUGGACUUUCACUACCAUGGACUUAACCGAGGAUAGCGCUGUGGAAAUGAUCCUGUGCUGACCCACUUCUUCACGCGUUUCUUUCUCUCUCUCUGUCUUUGACGCCUUCUUUCAUUUGUGCCAGGUGUAGUCAACCCUGAGGAACCAUGUCGGACAAGAUGUCCAGUUUCCUCCAUAUUGGGGACGUUUGUUCCCUGUAUGCAGAGGGCUCCACCAGUGGAUUUAUCAGCACUUUAGGGCUUGUGGAUGACCGCUGUGUGGUACAACCAGACACAGGCGACCUCAACAACCCACCCAAGAAAUUCCGAGACUGCCUUUUCAAACUGUGUCCAAUGAACAGAUACUCAGCACAGAAACAGUUCUGGAAGGCAGCAAAACCUGGAGGCAACAGCACCACUGACACAGUCCUCCUCACCAAACUCCAUCAUGCUGCUGACCUGGAGAAGAAACAGAAUGAGUCUGAAAACCGCAAGCUGCUGGGAUCCGUCAUCCAGUAUGGAAAUGUCAUUCAGUUGCUGCACUUGAAAAGCAAUAAAUACCUAACAGUGAACAAGCGUCUCCCUGCACUGUUGGAGAAGAAUGCCAUGAGAGUGACUCUGGACUCAGCGGGAAAUGAGGGAUCCUGGUUCUACAUCCAGCCCUUCUACAAGCUGCGAUCCCUGGGAGACAGUGUGGUGAUUGGAGAUAAAGUGGUCCUUAACCCUGUAAAUGCGGGUCAGCCUCUACAUGCUAGCAGCCACCAGCUAGUUGACAACCCAGGAUGCAACGAGGUCAAUUCUGUAAAUUGCAACACAAGUUGGAAAGUUGUUCUGUUCAUGAAAUGGAGUGACAACAAGGAAACAAUACUCAAAGGGGGUGAUGUAGUCCGGUUGUUCCAUGCAGAGCAGGAGAAGUUCCUGACUUGUGACGACCACAGAAAGAAGCAGUAUGUUUUUCUUAGAACAACCGGCCGGCAGUCUGCCACUUCUGCCACCAGCAGCAAAGCACUGUGGGAAGUAGAGGUGGUCCACCAUGACCCAUGUAGGGGAGGUGCAGGCUACUGGAACAGCCUGUUCAGGUUUAAACACUUGGCCACAGGGUGGUAUUUGGCUGCUGAGAUGGGUGAGGUGAAUCCAGACUUUGAGGAGGAGAGUGCUGAACAGCGGUCCUCGGUGGUGGACUUUACACCCUUUAAUUUCCAGCUGGAUGCAGAUAAUGAAGCUUUACGAGGUCGUCUGCGAGCUCCACAGGAGAAGAUCAUGUAUACGUUGGUGCCAGUUCCGGACGGCAUGGACAUCUCCUCCAUCUUUGAGCUGGACCCUACCACCCUAAGAGGCGGAGACUCCAUGGUGCCCAGGAGCUCCUAUGUGAGGCUAAGACACUUGUGCACCAACACGUGGGUUCACAGCACCAACAACCCCAUUGACAAAGAGGAGGAGAAACCUGUUAUGUUGAGGAUUGGAACAUCAGCAGUAAAAGAGGACAAGGAAGCUUUUGCCAUUGUACCAGUGCCACCAGCAGAAGUGCGUGAUUUAGACUUUGCCAAUGACGCGAGUAAAGUGCUGGCGUCCAUUGCUGGCAAGCUUGAAAAGGGCACCAUUACACAAAAUGAAAGAAGGUUUGUCACCAAGCUGCUGGAGGAUCUAGUUUUCUUUGUGGUGGACAUCCCCAACAGUGGGCAGGAUGUUUUGGAGAUCAUGGUUAACAAACCCAACAGAGAAAGGCAGAAGCUCAUGAGAGAGCAAAAUAUCCUGAAGCAGAUUUUCAAACUCCUCCAAGCCCCCUUCACAGACAGUGGCGAUGGUCCCAUGCUGCGACUGGAGGAGCUUGGAGACCAGCGCCACGCUCCGUUUAGACAUAUUUGCAGGCUUUGCUACAGAGUGUUGCGCCAUUCCCAGCAGGAUUACAGGAAGAACCAGGAAUACAUAGCCAAACAAUUCCGCUUCAUGCAGAAGCAGAUAGGAUAUGAUGUGCUGGCAGAAGACACAAUAACUGCUCUGCUCCAUAACAACCGGAAGCUGCUGGAGAAACAUAUCACUGCUGCCGAGAUAGACACAUUUGUGACUCUAGUGAGGAAGAACCGGGAGCCGAGGUUUCUGGACUACCUCUCAGAUCUCUGCGUUUCGAUGCAAAAGUCCAUCCCUGUGACACAGGAGCUCAUCUGCAAUGCAGUACUGGACCCUACCAAUGCUGACAUUCUCAUCGAAACCAAAUUGGUCCUGUCGAGGUUUGAGAUUGAGACCACGACAAUUGAAGAUAGUCCAUUGGAGGCAGAGGAUGAAGAGGAGGUCUGGCUGUUCUGGAAAGACAAUUGUAAGGAGGUCCGGAGUAAGAGUGUCCGGGAGUUGGCUCAGGAUGCAAAGGAGGGUCAGAAGGAUGACCAGGAGGUGGUCAGCUACUACAGGUGCCAGCUCAACCUCUUUGCUCGGAUGUGUCUGGACCGCCAGUACCUGGCUAUCAACAAGAUUUCUGGUCAGCUGGAUGUGGAUUUGAUCCUGCGCUGUAUGUCUGAUGAGGACCUGCCCUUUGACUUGCGGGCGUCUUUCUGCCGCCUGAUGCUGCACAUGCAUGUGGACCGUGACCCUCAGGAGCAGGUCACACCUGUCAAAUAUGCCCGUCUUUGGUCUGAGAUUCCCUCUAAGAUUGCUAUUGAUGACUAUGACAACGAUGGAACCACCAGAGAUGAGAUCAAAGAGCGCUUCUGCCUCACAAUGGAUUUUGUGGAGAACUACCUGAGAGAGGUGGUGUCACAGAACAUCCCCUUCACUGACAAGGAGAAAAACAAGCUUACCUUUGAGGUAGUGAACCUGGCUAGGAACCUCAUAUACUUUGGUUUCUACAACUUUAGCGACCUGCUUCGACUGACAAAGAUCUUACUGAACAUUUUAGACUGUGUCCAUGUCAGCACCAUUUACCCCAUUGACAAGAUUGAGAAGGGAGAGGAAAGCAAAGCUGGCAGUAAUGUGAUGAAGUCCAUUCAUGGAGUCGGGGAGUUGAUGACCCAGGUAGUGCUGCGAGGAGGUGGCUUGUUGCCCACCACACCAACUCAUCAUCAGCCUGAGGGAGAUGUGGUUAAAACCCAGAUAGAACCAGAAAGAGAAGACAUCAUGGUCAUGGACACAAAGCUCAAAGUCAUUGAGAUACUACAGUUCAUUUUGAAUGAACGGCUAGACUACAGGAUCUCCUGCCUGCUUUGUAUUUUCAAACGGGAGUUUGAUGAGAACAACCCACAAGCAGACAACGCUGCCAGUCAGAACGGAUCUAAUAAUGUCGCAGGAAAUUUUGACUUUGAGAACAUUGAAGAACAGGCAGAGGGGAUUUUUGGAGGAAGUGAGGAGAACACUCCACUGGACCUGGAUGACCACGGUGGUCGUACAUUCCUAAGGGUCCUGCUGCACCUGACCAUGCAUGAUUACCCUCCUCUGGUGUCUGGAGCGCUUCACCUGCUCUUCAGACACUUCAGCCAGAGGCAGGAGGUCCUCAUGGCUUUCAAACAAGUCCAGCUGCUGGUGACCAGUCAAGAUGUAGAUAACUACAAGCAGAUCAAGUCCGAUCUGGACCAGCUGCGUUCUAUUGUAGAGAAGUCUGAACUGUGGGUUUAUAAGAGGCAAGGAGAAGAUGGGAUGGACGGAGAUGGACCUUCAGAAUCUGAAAACAAAAAUAAGGGAGACUCACCUGGUUCAGACAAGAAGAAGUCCGAAAGCACCAGCAGUUACAACUACAGGGUUGUAAAAGAGAUUCUGCUGCGUCUCAGUAAGCUGUGUGUCAAGGAGGGGAGUUCAGGGAAAAAGAGUAAGAAACAGCAGCAGAGGCUCCUGAGGAACAUGGGAGCCCACAGUGUAGUGCUGGAGCUCCUACAGAUCCCCUAUGAGAAGGAUGAGGAUAUCCGGAUGGAGGAGAUUAUGAAACUGGCUCACGAGUUCCUGCAGAAUUUCUGUGCAGGGAAUCAGCCGAAUCAGACUCUUCUCCACAAGCAUAUUAACCUGUUUCUCAACCCGGGGAUUCUAGAGGCAGUCACCAUGCAGCACAUCUUCAUGAAUAACUUCCAGCUGUGCAGCGAGAUCAACGAACGAGUGGUUCAGCACUUUGUCCACUGCACUGAGACUCACGGUCGACAUGUGCAAUAUCUCAAGUUCCUGCAGACCAUUGUCAAGGCUGAGAAUAAGUUCAUCAAGAAGUGUCAGGACAUUGUUAUGGCUGAGCUGGUGAACUCUGGCGAGGACGUACUGGUCUUCUACAACGACCGUGCCUCCUUCCAGACCCUAGUCCAGAUGAUGCGUUCAGAGCGGGACCGCAUGGAUGAAAACAGCCCUCUAAUGUACCACAUUCACUUGGUGGAACUGCUGGCUGUCUGCACGGAGGGCAAGAACGUCUACACGGAGAUCAAGUGUAACUCCCUGCUGCCCCUGGAUGAUAUUGUACGAGUCGUCACCCAUGAAGACUGUAUCCCUGAGGUGAAGAUUGCCUAUAUCAACUUCCUGAACCACUGCUAUGUCGACACAGAGGUGGAGAUGAAGGAAAUUUAUACUUCCAACCAUAUGUGGAAGCUGUUUGAGAACUUCCUGGUGGACAUCUGUAGGGUGUGCAACAACACCAGUGACAGGAAGCAUGCAGAUACCAUGCUGGAGCGUUAUGUAACGGAGACAGUCAUGAGCAUUGUCACAUGUUUCUUUAGCUCUCCUUUCUCUGACCAGAGCACAAGCCUGCAGAUGGCUCGUCGUUUGUAUACUCGUCAGCCAGUAUUUGUGCAACUGCUCCAGGGAGUUUUCAGGGUGUACCACUGUAACUGGCUUAAUCCUGUUCAGAAGGCCUCAGUGGAGGCUUGUAUUAAAGUACUCUCAGACGUGGCUAAAAGCAGAGCCAUUGCCAUCCCAGUGGACUUGGACAGUCAGGUGAACAACUUGUUUGUCAAGUCCAAUAAUGUUGUGCAGAAGAGCAUCCUCAGCUGGAGACUGUCUGCCAAAAACACCACCAGACGAGACUCCUGCCUGACUUCGUCUAAAGACUACAGAAACAUCAUUGAGAGGCUACAGGACAUAGUGUCAGCGCUGGAGGACCGGCUGAGGCCGCUAGUCCAAGCUGAGCACUCAGUGCUGGUGGAUGUACUGCAUCGCCCAGAGCUUCUCUUCCCUGAGAACACAGAAGCUCGCAAGAAAUGUGAAAGUGGAGGAUUCAUAUCAAAAUUGAUCAAACACACCAAGCAGUUGCUGGAGGAGAACGAGGAGCGUCUGUGCAUCAAAGUACUGCAGACACUGAGGGAAAUGAUGACAAAAGACCGGGGCUAUGGGGAGAAGGAGCUUGAUCCCAACCAGCCACAGAAGCAACUGGAGGAUCAAAGGAGGGGCGAAGCUCUUCGGCAGAUCUUGGUCAAUCGAUACUAUGGGAACGUCAAACCUGGCCCGAGGAGAGAGAGCCUAACAACCUUCAGCAACGGUCCACUCUCUCCUGGAGCACAGGGGAAAUCACCUACAGUUGUCAGUUCUGGGGUCGGAGGUCGAGGAGAGCUGAGUUUGGCGGAGGUCCAGUGCCACCUGGACAAAGAAGGCGCUUCUGAUCUGGUCAUUGAUCUCAUCAUGAAUGCUACCAGUGACCGGAUCUUCCAGGAGAGCAUACUUUUGGCCAUCGCUCUGCUGGAGGGUGGCAACACGGUAAUCCAGCGGUCCUUCUACCAGCGUUUAACUGGGGACAACAAGUCGGAAAAAUUCUUCAAGGUGUUUUAUGAGCGCAUGAAGCUGGCCCAGCAGGAGAUCAAAGCCACUGUGACGGUCAAUACUAGUGACCUGGGCAGCAAGAAGAAGGAUGAGGAGCCAGCAGACAAAGACACGCCAGCACGCAAGAAAGUCAAAGACAUGCCGGUGGUGGCGGUCGUGACUGAGGAGGUGAAGGAGCAGCUAGUGGAGGCCUCCGUUGUCACCAAGAAGGCCUUCACCACCUACCGCCGCGAGGUCGAAGCCGAAGAGCACCAAGCGGCCGCUGACGGCACUCCCGUCCCGACUGCUGAUAAGAGCCAGGAGGAAGGCGAGAUGAGCGUCAUCAUCACCAUCAUGCAGCCCAUUUUGCGCCUCAUGCAGCUGCUCUGUGAGAACCACAACAGAGAUCUGCAGAACUUUCUGCGUAACCAGAAUAACAAGAACAACUAUAAUCUUGUGUGUGAGACACUCCAGUUCCUGGACUGUAUCUGUGGCAGCACCACAGGCGGACUGGGGCUGCUGGGACUCUACAUAAAUGAGAAGAACGUAGGACUCAUCAACCAGACUGUGGAGAGCCUGACUGAGUAUUGCCAAGGUCCCUGUCAUGAGAACCAGAACUGCAUUGCCACUCAUGAAUGCAACGGUAUUGACAUCAUCAUCGCUCUCAUCCUCAAUGACAUCAACCCCCUUGGCAAGAAGAGGAUGGAUCUGGUGCUGGAACUCAAAAAUAAUGCCUCAAAGCUUCUUCUUGCAAUUAUGGAGAGUCGCCAUGACAGCGAGAACGCCGAGAGGAUACUGUACAACAUGAGGCCUAAAGAGCUGGUGGAAGUGAUCAAAAAGGCCUACAUGCAGGGUGAGAUAGAGGUGGAGGAGCCACAGGAGGGUGAAGAUGGAGAGGAGGAGCACUCUGCAUCGCCACGCAAUGUUGGUCAUAAUAUCUACAUCUUGGCGCAUCAGUUAGCUCGUCACAACAAGGAACUGCAGGCUAUGUUGAAGCCAGGGGGGACAUAUGGAGAGGGUGAUGAGGCCCUGGAAUUCUAUGCCAAACACACAGCUCAGAUUGAGAUUGUACGGCUGGAUCGUACCAUGGAGCAGAUAGUCUUCCCUGUGCCUAACAUCUGCGAGUUCCUCACCCAAGAGUCCAAGCUGCGUGUCUACUACACCACGGAGCGGGACGAGCAAGGCAGUAAGAUCAAUGACUUCUUCCUGCGCUCCGAGGACCUCUUCAAUGAGAUGAAUUGGCAGAAGAAGCUGCGAGGUACUCAAGAGGCUGCUGGUGACACAAACACGGUUCCCUCUCAGCCCAUCCUGUACUGGUGCUCCAGGAACAUGUCGUUCUGGAGCAGCAUCUCCUUCAACCUGGCUGUGCUCAUGAACCUGCUUGUGGCCUUCUUCUACCCGCUGGAGGGUGUCCGUGGAGGUACCCUGGAGCCCCAUCUGUCUGCCCUGCUGUGGAUGGCCAUGCUGGUUUCUCUGGCUAUUGUCAUCGUCUUGCCUCAGCCUCACGGUAUCCGGGCACUCAUCGCUUCAACCAUCCUCCGCCUGAUCUUCUCUGUAGGCCUGGAGCCCACGUUGCUCCUGCUGGGGGGUUUCAAUUUAUGUAAUAAGGUGAUCUUCCUUACGAGCUUCGUUGGGAACCGUGGAACCUUCACACGUGGCUACAUAGCCAUGAUCAUGGAUGUGGAGUUCCUGUACCACCUGCUCUACCUGAUUAUCUGUAGCCUGGGGGUCUUCGUUCAUGUCUUCUUUUACAGCCUGCUACUCUUUGAUCUGGUUUACCGAGAAGAGACCUUGCUGAACGUAAUAAAGAGUGUGACCCGCAAUGGGCGCUCCAUUGUUCUGACCGCUGUGCUGGCUCUUAUCCUCGUCUACCUCUUCUCCAUUGUGGGCUAUAUCUUCUUCAAAGACGAUUUCAUUUUGGCUGUCGACAGGAUACCCAACAAAACACUAGAGCAUGGAGCCAGUAUGGUGGGAGAGUUCUUCUCUGGUGGAGUGUGCCAAAAAGAGAAUGGGGAGAACUGUUCGGCAGAGGCCGUGAUGGAUGCUUCUCUUGACAUCCAGCCGUCAGCGGUGGUGAUCGAGGACAAGGAGCGAUCAUGUGACUCCCUGCUCAUGUGCAUUGUCACAGUAUUAAGUCACGGCCUCAGGAGUGGAGGAGGUGUUGGGGAUGUCCUGCGGAAGCCAUCCAAAGAGGAGCCCCUUUUUGCAGCCAGGGUUAUCUACGACAUGCUCUUCUUCUUCAUGGUCAUCAUCAUUGUCCUCAACCUCAUCUUUGGUGUCAUCAUCGACACAUUUGCUGACCUGAGGAGUGAGAAGCAGAAAAAAGAGGAAAUCCUGAAGACAACAUGUUUUAUUUGUGGUUUGGAGAGAGACAAGUUUGACAAUAAGACGGUGACCUUUGAAGAACACAUCAAAGUUGAGCACAACAUGUGGCACUACUUGUUCUUCAUCGUCCUGGUGAAGGUGAAGGAUUCCACAGAGUACACUGGCCCUGAGAGCUACGUGGCUGAAAUGAUCAGGGAGCACAACUUGGACUGGUUCCCACGGAUGCGGGCCAUGUCCUUGGUCAGCAGCGAUGCAGACGGGGAACAGAACGAGAUCAGAAACCUGCAGGAGAAACUGGAGUCCACCAUGAAACUGGUGUCCAACCUGUCAGGCCAGCUAACAGAGCUCAAAGAACAGAUGACCGAACAGAGGAAGCAGAAGCAGCGGAUUGGCCUGUUGGGACACCCUCAGCACAUGAACGUCAACCCCCAGCAGCCCGCAUAAGGUCAAGUGACACGGCCAUGAAGCAGCUUAGCAUCGGCUGUGUCUGGACAGAGUGUGCAUUUCCCACUCAGCGAAUGCACAUAAUGUAUACUACUCUGAGUGUGAGUGUAGGGAAAUACUGUAACAUACAGUAGGUAGUCAUAAGGCGACGUGUAGCUCUACCCCACGCAUGUGUUACUCCAAACAGUAACACUCACCCACCUCGUUGUGUUCAGUCAAGUUGGAAUUGGUGCCAAAUGUUUUCUUUGUAGAAAUAAAUUGGGAUUUCUCAACACAUGGCCUUUACUGGUUGAACUUGAAACACGAUAUAGCUGACUGGACAGGAGGAAUUAGUCCCAUUUGUUGUUUAUUAUUUUAUUUGAAUGUUUUCUAUUUAUAUUUCUAGCAUAACAAGCAGUAUUAAGUGUCUUAUUUUUGUAUGUUGUGCAAUAUAUUAACUUAAAUAUGCAGCCUCAUUGGUGUGUGGAUUUAAGUUCCAUCAAUCUUAUUUAAAAGCGUGGGCCAAUUUUUUGGUUGUACUUAUUGUCUCUGGAUAAAAUAGGGAGUAGUUGGUUGUCUUUACUUACAUAAAUAUAGAGAUAAUAUUUAAUAAGCUGGCUUACUCUAUUUUAAUUUUUUUUUCUUGAAAAUGUGCAUAAUUCUAGAGUGUCAAGUGCACUCAAUAGAGAUAGUAUAUUGUGAGAGCAAUAUAUACAGAUAGUUUUCUUUCAACUGUGUAAAUCCAAUUUUGGUUUGAUUGAUUUCUUAUUUAAUUGGGUUCUAAAGGACAUUUAGAAUGUAUUUGACUUGUCAGUCAAAUAUACUGUGUAAUGUGUUUAGUAUCACUCAUGCUAUUACAAUUUGCUCAGGAGUCUUUUACUGUAAUAAGCGUCUUUAGCAUAAUUUCUUGUUUGGCAGCAAACAUGUUCCAUUUGUGCCUGUUUUUGUCUUUAAAGUCUGGCACACGUUUGCUGCUUGUGCAGAAUCACUAACUUGUAUCUCUUUUUUUGGACUACUAUGUGUACAUAAGGUUUGUUGCUCAUCGUUGCUUUUGUAUAGAAAAAUGAGAUGGAGAAUGAAACCGUUCCUCCUGAAUGUUAAGAUUAACUAAAAAUCCAAGCACUGUCAAUUUGUAUAUUAAAGUAGAAUUAUUUAAUAAAAUUGAUGUAAUUAUCCUUUA